Messenger RNA from Galeopterus variegatus (Sunda flying lemur), 1422 nucleotides. RefSeq names its product otolin 1 (gene OTOL1). NCBI's taxonomy places the organism in Eukaryota, Metazoa, Chordata, Mammalia, Dermoptera, Cynocephalidae. The coding region runs from base 1 to 1422 and encodes 473 amino acids. The transcript is spliced from 4 exons. The record is from RefSeq and is a predicted model, not a curated record. Gene Ontology annotation, molecular function: protein binding.
AUGUGGAUGUUUUCUUGGCUUUGUGCCUUUUUAAUUAUUUUGGCUCUUGCUGGUAUGGACACAAAAGCAAAGACCACACCAUAUACCAAAUUUAUGAAGAAAUCUGAUGGAAAAGAGACGCUGAAGGGUCUAAAGCCGUCCAGUGGCCCACCUGCAGAAGAAGAAACUCCCUUCACGAAAGCAGUUGAAGUGGCAGAACCGACCACUGACCCCUCAGCCCUGGAUUCUGCCUUUGGCACAGCCACCCUCUUUCCCUUUGAAAACUUCACUCUUGACACUGACGAUUUCUUUUUAAAUUGCUGUGAUUGUUGUUCACCUGUCGCAGGGCAGAAAGGAGAACCUGGAGAGACUGGAAAGCCAGGUCCUAAAGGAGAGGCUGGUGUUAUGGGGAUCCCAGGGCCACCAGGAGUUGUUGGGCCUCAAGGUCCAAAAGGCCAGAAAGGAGAGAAGGGACUAAAGGGAGAACGUGGUGACCAAGGAACAAGUGGAGUUCCAGGAUAUCCAGGAAAACCUGGAGAACAAGGUGGACUGGGUCCUAAGGGGGAUAAAGGAAACACUGGCCUGGCAGGCGUGAAAGGACAAAAGGGCUCAAAGGGGGACAUGUGUGGGAAUGGUACCAAAGGAGACAAAGGAGACCGAGGGGCCGUGGGCUCACCAGGCUUGGACGGAGGGCCUGGGGCCAAGGGAGAGAAGGGGGAGAUGGGGGACCAGGGCUACCGUGGAGAUUCUGGGGACAGGGGAGGAAAAGGACAAAAAGGCGAGGAGGGGAUGAAAGGAGAGAAAGGUAGCAAAGGGGACCUGGGAGCAGAAGGCAAAGGCGGCCGGGAUGGUCUGCCCGGAGCCAAAGGUGAUCCUGGGGUUAAAGGAGAAAAGGGAGAGUUAGGUCCUCCUGGUCUCGUGGGGCCCGCGGGGCCUAAGGGCGAGCUCGGGAGCAAAGGGGUCCGAGGACCUAUUGGGAAGAAGGGAUCUCGGGGCUUCAAGGGCGCGAAGGGCGAGGUGGCCAGAGUCCCGCAGGCGGCUUUCAGCGCUGCUUUAUCAAAGCCUUUCCCUCCUCCCAACGCCCCUAUCAAAUUCGACAAGGUUUUCUAUAAUGACCAAGGGAAUUACAGCCCCGUCACUGGGAAAUUUAACUGCAGUCUUCCUGGGACAUAUGUGUUUUCCUACCAUGUCACCGUGAGGGGCCGACCUGCUCGGAUCAGCCUGGUCGCCUGGAAUAAGAAGCAGUUCAAGUCCAGAGAAACUGUGUACGGGCAGGAGAUAGACCAGGCCUCUCUCCUCAUCAUCCUGAAGUUAAGUGCAGGCGAUCAAGUCUGGCUCGAGGUGUCCAAAGAUUGGAAUGGGGUGUACGUCAGCCCCGAGGAUGACAGCAUUUUUACUGGGUUCCUUUUGUACCCAGAGGAAACCCCUGAAAUUUCACCAUAA